Molecule: messenger RNA, 777 nt
Organism: Acinonyx jubatus (cheetah)
Lineage: Eukaryota; Metazoa; Chordata; Mammalia; Carnivora; Felidae
Product: epididymal-specific lipocalin-6-like
Exons: 2
Coding region: 385-618 (77 amino acids)
Source: RefSeq, a predicted model, not a curated record
CCUUCCCAGACUGAGCAAGGGAGAGCAUUGAAUCCCCAGUGGUGUCAGUGGUUUGACCGGGGUUAGGAUGCCCAUUCUGGAACCGCCCAACAGAAGGAAGCAGACAGAAGCAGGGAUCGGCACGGCAGUGUUGACGCUCCCCGGGGCCCAAUCCCCAUUCUCCAGCGCAUCGGGGCAGGGCACAGGGGCCACCACUGAAUAAUAAUGCCACCCCCUCGGGAAAUGUCACCACCUUGCAAGGAGACAGGCCAGCGUGGUGUCUUGGUGGUCAGUGGCCGCCCACAGUGACCCACGCAGAGACGUUUGAACGGGUUUACGCGGGCCGGAGGGACUGCGCAGCCCCGGGCCCCACAGCAGUUGUACUGGUGCACAGACUUCCGGAAGAUGGGGAGCAUCCUGCGCACUGCUCUUCUGACGUUGGUCUCAGUGCCUUGCGCCCAGGCUGUGUGGCUGGGAAGGCUGGACCCGAGGCAGCUUCUGGGGUCCUGGUAUGUUCUCACUGUGGCCUCCGGUGAGAAGGGCUUUGUGGUGGAGAAGGCCACGAAGAACAUCGAGGGUGUCGUGGUGACCCUUACUGCAGAAAACAAUCUGAAAAUGCUGUCCUCCAGGCACAGGUGAGCGAGCUGUGCGCUGUGGGCCUGUGUCCCCGGAGAGCAGGUCUGGCGGGCCUCUGGGUGGGAUCACGGUGGAUGCGGGAGGCCUCUCGGGGCAAGGCCCCCCCUCAGCUGCCGCCUAAACUGGGCUCGCAUGUGGUGUCUCGGAGCCUCUGGUAACCUU